Molecule: messenger RNA, 1428 nt
Organism: Lactuca sativa (garden lettuce)
Lineage: Eukaryota; Viridiplantae; Streptophyta; Magnoliopsida; Asterales; Asteraceae
Molecular function (GO): nucleic acid binding; zinc ion binding
Source: RefSeq, a predicted model, not a curated record
AUGGAACGUGAACUAAAGCACAAGUUCUUACCCCCUAAUCAUGAUCAAAUUUUAUUCAACAUGUUUCAAAAUUGCAUGCAAGGAGAUCGAUCGGUGGAGGUUUACACCACCGAAUUCCAUCGAUUAGCCGCUCGGAAUGACCUCACAGAAACCGAAUCACAACAGGUCUCGCGCUAUACUAACGGAUUACGCCCUUCGAUUCAAGACAGAAUAUCCCUAGUACCUGUAUAUACAUUGGAUGAUGCGUAUAAUCUAGCUAUCAGGGCAGAAACACAAUUGGCGAAGAGUAGUAAAACCUUUUCAUUCCCUGCUAAUCGGAAUAAAUUCACCAGUGGGUCAACAUCACAACCAACAGAAAACAGCCAAGUGGUUACAAGAACACCAGCACCCGACAAGGGUAAAGGCGUCACCGCAAACGCUACUACCACCCUGAAAUCCACCAACCCUUACGCUCGACCCAUACCAGGGAAGUGUUUUAAAUGUGGUAUCUCGGGUCAUCGAUCUAGCGAUUGCAGAGGAACAACAGCUAAAGUUAACCUUACCACAAGAGAAGAAGGAGAAGUUGAUGAUGAAGUUGUUAGUGAGGAGGGUGACAACGAAGAAGUUGAGAUUUGUUUUGCAGCUGACGAGAAUUUUUGUGAGGAUGACACUGCUAAAUCAUGUGUCAUCCGCCGCAUUAUGCUUGCGCCUAAAGUAACUGAAGAACCCUCGCAACGUCAUAACCUGUUUUGGACUCGUUGUGUAGUACAUCAGAAGAUAUUUGACGUUAUUAUUGAUGGUGGGAGUACAGAAAAUAUUGUUUCUCAAACAAUUGUGCAACAAUUCAAACUACCUACCAGAAGGCAUCCGCACCCAUACAAAAUAGGAUUGAUCAAAUCAAUUGGGGAGAUCCGCGUCACUGAUCAAUGUAAAAUCCCUUUUUCUAUUGGAAAAUAUAAAGAUGAAUUGUGGUUUGAUGUUGUGGACAUGGAUGCAUGUCAUAUUCUGCUUGGGCGACCUUGGGAAUUUGAUAAGGAUGCGAUACACAAGGGCAAGGAAAACACAUACUCCUUUAAGGUUAAUGGGGUGAAGAUGAUUUUAGUCCCUUUGAUAGAAUCUAGUAAACCCACGACCCCUCAUCACAAUGUGAAGAAAAAUAGCCUGGUGGUGUUGUCUCAUCGAGAUUUUGAAGAAGAGAUAAAGGGGGAAUCUGUCAUUUAUGUUAUUGUUGCUACAGGUUCUAUCCAGGAGGGGGGCGAAAAUAACAUUCCUGCCAAAUUAACACCUUUCCUAUCGAAGUUUAAGUCCCUUAUUCCCAGUGAAUUACCAGCAACACUUCCACCAAUGCGCGAUAUUCAACACCAAAUUGAUUUCAUUCCGGGAUCUAAGUUACCCAACCUAGCACACUAUCGCAUGAGCCCAAAAGAGAACCAAAUACUACAAGAAUAG